GUCUUAUUUGUGUUGUUUAUGGACACAGGAGUUUACGAAAUCUAAUAUUGGUGACCAAUGUUUUAGUUUUUGAGCUCCAGACACUGAAGACGACCGUGUUAUUAGUAACAGCAUUAUGUUAUAAUGCUAACAAAAGCCACUGGUUUGAAAUGUGUUGUAUUUUAUCAACCCAUACAGCAACAACGAACAACUUGCCAACAAUAGACACAGUUUUCCAAUUACCGAUUCCCAAACCUCCAGACGUGUUUCAAUUCUUGUCUGUGAUCUCUGGUCCGUGACACUGAGCAGUAACUGUACAUUUUAACCGUCGUGAGAACUUAAGAUAUCGACUUUUAACUUUGUUUUGUCAGGAAGGUCUGGAUAAUUCGAUGUUUAUUCAUAUCGCUAAAAAUCCAAAUUUAUUCCGUAUAUUAGCUGCAGGUUGGUUCAGUACGCUACACACGUAUCAGGAGUAAUUUUCGCCCCGUCACCACUGCUACUGACUAUUAAACUCGUUCUUCGAGUUGCACCAAACUGUCUUGGAAGGAAUCAAGGUUGGAACAAGAAUUGACACGACUUGAAAAUAUGCAGAUCCUACAACCUGUGAUUUGUAUCGUCUUCAUAAAGCUAUCAUCACCUGGCCCGCUUGAGAUGCUAGUUGAAGAGCCCUGUUCCAGAAACUGCUGAUGGGAUUAAGGAUGCUGUGGGUCCUGGUGGCGGGCGCCAUCUUCCUGUGGGUGUCGCCCCCAGCUUCCACAGUGCGCACUUUGCAUCAAGGACACAGCUACAAAAUCAGCCCGAAGCCUUGUUCGGUGAACGGACUGGAUGGCACGUGCAUGUUCGUGUGGGAAUGUAUAAAAACCGAGGGACACCACGUGGGGAUGUGCGUGGACACCUUCAUGUUCGGUAGCUGUUGCGCACAUAACCUCACAGACAACGCCAUCCUUGGGCCGGCCGGUGACGGCCACCCUGACAUCCUAUACUCUCCCCCUAGUCAAACCAUCUCGUCAACGACGGCCCGUCCUUCCGUAAGCAGCGUCUUCGUCUCCCUGGCUUCCAGACCCAAUUUCACAACUUCCGGUUCAUUGACGAGGCCUUCAACCCCAUCCCAGAGACCUCAGCACGGUUCCACCUUCCUGACCUCUAUAAGCAAUACACGACCCGAUUUCACUACAAGCAGCAAUUCCACCCCGUUCCGGCCACAGAGUGAAACGAGACCCCAUUUCACGAUGCGCCCGCAGGGUUCAGAACCCAUGUUCAUUUAUCGGCCUUCGACUUCGACCCACACUAAACCCAGCUUUACCGCAAGGCCCCCACUGGGUCACUUUACGUCACCGGACUAUACCGGGAACAUCUCUAGUCCAAGUGUCAUUCAGCUGGAACCCAGUGGGGGCAAGGAGCCCCCUAGAGAGGGUGCAUCAAGGCCUCCAGGCAGCACUUCGUCAGAGAGCUGGGCUUUGCCAGCUUCCGUGGCGGAGGGAGAAAGUACUAUGGAAUUUGCCAGCAGCGCCAUCGUGAGCUCGUGGACUCCGACGCACACGGCACCAAGUACCAUCUGGCAAGCCACCACGGAACCAGGUUUCGUUACGCGACUACGUCCAGUCGCUAGUUCAACUUCCAACAAGCCGAGGCCACCGUCCACCAGAAGACCGGUGUCUCCCACUACCAGAACAACGCCUACCACCAGUACUACCACAACAACGACGACAACCACUACCACCACAACAACAACUACCACAACGACUCCACCUCCGACAACCACCACAACCACAACUACGUCUCUACCACCAACAACCACCCUUGUUUCGGUGACAGCCAUCCAGUCUCUGUUUGCAGCAAGUAACGAGAAGGAAAUCCAAUGUGGGGUUCCACCGUUAUUUCCAAGGCCGGAGACACGAAUUGUAGGGGGCAGGAACGCGCCUUUCGGUGGCUGGCCCUGGCAGGUGUCCGUGAGGCGGACUUCAUUUUUUGGAUUUUCAAGCACUCAUCGCUGUGGGGGCGCGGUCCUAAAUGAGAAUUGGAUUGCCACAGCUGGUCACUGUGUUGACGAUCUCCUGACGUCUCAGAUACGGAUUCGCGUGGGGGAGUAUGACUUCUCGAGCGUCCAAGAACCAUACCCCUACAUGGAACGAGGAGUUGGGCGAAAAGUUGUUCAUCCCAAGUACAACUUCUUUACGUACGAAUAUGAUCUGGCUCUUGUACGUCUGGAGUCUCCUCUCAAUUUCGCACCUCACAUAGCCCCUAUCUGCCUUCCAGCAUCCGACGAUCUACUGAUUGGUGAAAAUGCAACUGUGACAGGCUGGGGAAGACUCAGCGAGGGUGGCACAUUGCCCUCAAUCCUUCAGGAGGUUUCGGUGCCCAUUGUAAGUAAUGACUACUGCAAGUCCAUGUUUCUGCGUGCCGGGAGGCACGAGUUCAUUCCUGAAAUUUUCCUGUGUGCAGGACACGAAAAUGGAGGUCAGGACUCCUGCCAAGGUGACAGUGGAGGUCCUUUACAAGUCCGUGGAAAAGACGGGAGAUACUUCCUAGCAGGAAUCAUCAGCUGGGGUAUCGGUUGUGCCGAGGCCAACCUUCCUGGCGUAUGCACACGAAUUUCCAAGUUUGUCCCAUGGAUCCUUGAGAACGUCACAUAGCGAAUGGAAUAUGGAGCUCGAAAUCCCAGCAAUCCGUUCAAUUCCCGAUGCCUAAUGACCAAAACGUCUCAAAAUCGUGGACUCGUUUUAUGCUCAAAUAUUCCUUACGUGACGGUAUGUUAGCUGAGAGCGUGGAUCUCCACAAACAUUGACCUCGAUAAAAGAGAAAUGUCUGUCGGUAAGCAGCGAAGAUAUAAGAAUCAAAAUCCAUUUUUACUACGACACCUAAAAACCCGUCAUAUAUUGAGUAGGAUUUGAGGUUUUUAUGGUGGUUAGUAUUGGGUCGUUGUGCCGUGUAGCCUGAUAGAAGUUUAGCGACGUUUCAAAAGUCCUUGCUGCAUACAUAUCACCCUGAUGAUGGAAGCAGAAAGGACAUCCGAAACGUUCGUAAACUUAUACCAGACUACACGGAGCUACAACCCAGAAGACAGCCAUCUUCGGACUUAUAUAUAUUAUUACUGACGAACAAUACAGUGUAUCA
Messenger RNA from Zootermopsis nevadensis, 3093 nucleotides. RefSeq names its product serine proteinase stubble. The record is from RefSeq and is a predicted model, not a curated record. Gene Ontology annotation, biological process: proteolysis. NCBI's taxonomy places the organism in Eukaryota, Metazoa, Arthropoda, Insecta, Blattodea, Termopsidae. Gene Ontology annotation, molecular function: serine-type endopeptidase activity.